Molecule: messenger RNA, 792 nt
Organism: Aureobasidium uvarum
Lineage: Eukaryota; Fungi; Ascomycota; Dothideomycetes; Dothideales; Saccotheciaceae
Source: the annotation of a GenBank genome assembly
AUGCCGACACUUGACGAGACUAGUUACUCUCGGGAGGCUACCAUUGUCGCCUUUCGCAGUUAUUAUCAUUUCCUCACAGACAUGUUUCUACCAGAAGACUUUAUCGAGGAACCUCCGCCGGACGGUUGGCCAUCCAUAACAAAAGAGAGAGUCGUACUCUUGGGCAAAAACGAAGAAGUGUUCGAAUUGAUGCGCCAUCUGCCAUAUAUCCCGGACGAGUGUUUACUUGCAGCCCAUGCCAAGGUGUGCAAUUGGUCUUCAUUAUUCAGCCGACGACCCAACAACCAGGAAGAUGUCGAGACCAAGAGAAUCAUCACCGAAGGAUUGGACUGGCCAAACAUACCCUCGUCAGCAUUUGGUCUCACACGCGGCGGUCGCGACAAUCAUGUCUUCAUCCUCGAUACACGCUUUGGCACUGUCCACUGGCUAGACACCCCCGACAUCAAAGACGAUGCCACAAGACAGCCCAUCACCGAUCUGUCUGGCUGUCAGGAGCUUUUCGAACACCGCACGCCACCAAACGAACACGAGUGGCGAAGACAUGCAGCAUGGUCCAUCGCUGACUUCUUGGAGAUGUUGAAGAACGAGUUGAGAACCCUCAAGUCUGUGCCCUUGGACGCAUGUCAGAUUGAAGAGUGGAUUGACGAGAAUGAGGACGAUGGAGAUCUCGACAAGGAAGCUGCUCUGGUACGCUCCAUCAGGCGUACCUACAUUGAACAUGGUUGGCCGGACGUGUCCGUGUACAGGAAGGACCAAUGUCAAGACGCUGUGCAAGUGUUGAUUGAGGGCUAG